This is a messenger RNA of Columba livia (rock pigeon), 4615 nucleotides long. It is a transcript of the gene NR1H4, whose product is annotated as nuclear receptor subfamily 1 group H member 4. Gene Ontology annotation, molecular function: zinc ion binding; RNA polymerase II cis-regulatory region sequence-specific DNA binding; nuclear receptor activity. The transcript has 9 exons. NCBI's taxonomy places the organism in Eukaryota, Metazoa, Chordata, Aves, Columbiformes, Columbidae. Bases 2619 to 4010 code for a protein of 463 amino acids. The record is from RefSeq and is a predicted model, not a curated record. Gene Ontology annotation, biological process: negative regulation of inflammatory response; bile acid signaling pathway; cell differentiation.
UAUAUAUUUUUUUUUCCCUGUGGAAAUAGUGUUGCCGCCUUUUCUUGCUCUUUCAGAGGCUUAAGCAGUUCAGGAGGCUGGCACAGAGCUUUUGUGGAAUGUCCUGUGGACGGCAUAAAGUUAAAAAUCAACGGUUUCUUUUUAUUUUGGGAUCGUCCCACUUUCCUUUAGCAAACUCAAUCAACUAAGUAACUACCAUCAAGUGACAACUUAGGUUUCCAUGGUGAACAGAUUCCUUUCCGAAGAGAAACUGAAUGAUUUGUAUAACAAUUGUGUAUCUCACAGCACCAGUUUUUGUACCUGAAGUACCUUGACCAGUCUUAAUGAGCAGAAGCCUCAACAAAUGGUCAAUAUAAUUAAAGACAGACCUCCAAUCAUUAAACCCAUUGCUGUCUUCACCCUGUACUUGUUUUGUCACCACUGCAGCUGGUAGUUAUCAGUGCCAGUUUGCAUUUGAUGCAUGAAGCUGUAACUUCACCUCCAGGCUCUUCCAUAGAGCCACCCCUGUCUUUUGUCUCAGGUCUCGAUAGGUCUAUGCUUUUUAUUUAUUAUAAAGGGCAUAAAUUUGGGUUUGGGGAGUGCCUCCUGCUAUUCUGCUUUUACUACUACAGUACUGGGAGCUCUGGCCUCUUAUGGAGCAACUAAAUGCAACCAUAAUUAAACUAAUUGCUAAUAAUAUCACCAUUGUUCUCAUUUGGUUGUGUGUCACGUUUUUCCUGACAUACACCUUGCUGCUUAUUUUUGAACUGGGACCUCAGCACUUGCUAUUGGCAAAGAUGUGCUGUGGACAGUACAGAAAUCACAUAAAUCCAAACCACUUAUAUGGCUUCUGCAGCACAGUAAAGUGGAAAGGGCAGAAGGCUGCAGAGCAAAAGCCUGAGACCUUGAAAGUGACAAAAGUAGUUGAAAUGAAAAGUUUAGUUUCUGGUACUAACUGAAGUGAGACAAAGGAGAGGAAAGAAUCCCCUACUACAUAUUUUUAUUCUUUGUUAUCAUUACAGAUGCUCCCUCAAUUGUUGGCAUUUUUUCAUUGCUUCUGAUUCUUCAGAAGUGAAGGAGGCUUGCCAGGGAAUUGACUUUAUGUCAGCAAAUAACAUUUUUGGAGUGCUUCUGAAGCACUGUUUAAUAAUGGUCACCACUGAACAUUGAUCUAUGAUUUCCUUGUAAAUACUGCUGUUGACUCCAAUAAAAGUGGGACUCAGCAUUGUUACCGUUUAACCCUGGGCAGCAGCUAAAUGGCAGACAGCCGCUCUCGCCUUUCCUUCCCUGAGGGAAGGAAAAGAAAAGGAGGAAAGACUCGUGGGUUGAAAUGGAAACAAAUUUACUUGAAUAAUAAUAAAAUAAGAGUGAAUAAUAAUGUCAAUAUUGUAGGAUAUACAAAGCUAUGCAAAUAUACGGAGCAAUACUUGCUGCUAGGACACGCCCUCCCAGCAAUGAAUGUCAGAGGGCGGACACUGUGAGCACAGAGAGCCCAGUAUAAUGCAGAGAUCACGGCAGGUGUAGGAAAGUCACAGAUCAGGCAACAGGAGCAGGAACCCUCACAGAUGGUUCCAGUCAAAUAACAAGGCCAGUCCCCAGCAACUUCCCACUUAUACACACAGCAUGACAAUCAUGGUACGGAAUAUGUCACUGAUCCAUCUGGAAGACACUGCCGUCCCAUUAUGCUCCGUCCCAGCUGCUAUCCUGCAUCUGCAGCUGGACAGUUGAAAAGUCCUUCAUCUGUUUGUCAACAGCCAAGGUAUCAGUGAGUUCUUACAUUCUUUUUGUUCCAGAUUGCAAACACUGGAAAGUUACUGGAAGAAAAUAUUAACUUUAUCCCAGGGUGCUAUCUCAUUAUUCUCAAUCUAAAUCCAAAACAAAAUACUGUGCUAGCUACUAAGAAGAAAACAUUCUAACUGCAUGGAAAUUUACCUCUAUUUCAGCUAACCUGGCUCAUGCAUCUUCCUGGAAAUAUGUACUAUUUUUCUCAGAUACUCUCAUUGGAACUAAUGAAGGAAUUGUGUCAGUGUUUUCAUGAAACAGCAAGAUGUGGGCUUCUCCAACAGAAAAUAUGAAGUAGUUUGCAACCAACUUUUAAACCACUUUUUUCAGCUGCUUGGCAUGGGCUCGAUUUUCAUUACACUAAGGACUGCUAGAUGUUGUUUUCAUUUUUAAACCUGCUAUUUAACGCGCAAAGUUAAGGUAGCCCCCAGACACCGUGUGGAUCCUGACAGGAAAGCUUGUAACUGCCAGGUUUGUUGCUGGCUCAGAGGUGCUUCAUCUGAGAACUGUACAACUGCACUGACUGGUACUGCCUUGUAGGGGCUGUGGAUCAGGUGCAGAGGCUGCCUUGGUCGUCACUGGAGGGUGGAUGGUGAGAAGGUUGGAUUUCACCACUUAUAUUUGGAAUAUUUUCCCUGCACCUUCAUGGAAACCUCAAAAGGUUUCUUUCAAGUUCUUAGUCUUCUAAUUAAGCCUCACUCUUGUUCUCUUUCCCAGUGCAGUUUUUCUCUAUCAUGAUGUCUUCGUUCAGCAUUAAACAGAAAUUAACAUGAAGUUCGAGUCUUGAGCUAACUUUCACCAAUGCCAUAGGAUUUUUGGCUUUUGUUUGGAUUUCUUGUCUUCUGCUGUGACGCCUAAUGUGGGUUGCUAGCUUCUCUUCGGUGUGGAUUGUCCUUUCUUGUGUCCUUUCAGAGCCAAUGAGUUCUCCAGUGCAAGAGGCAGAUGUGUCACCUUACACACAGUACAACAGUGUGCCGUUUCCCCAAGUUCAGCCUCAGAUUUCAUCACCACCUUAUUACUCCAACCUAGGCUUCUAUCCUCCGCAGCAUGAGGAAUGGUAUUCCCCUGGGAUGUAUGAGCUCAGGAGAAUACCCUCAGAGACCUUUUUCACAAGGGAGACAGAAAUAAUGGAUAUCCCUGCAGCCAAAAAGCCUAGACUGGGUCACUCCACAGGAAGAGUGAAAGGAGAAGAGCUCUGUGUGGUCUGUGGUGACAAAGCCUCUGGGUACCACUACAAUGCUCUUACUUGUGAAGGAUGCAAAGGGUUCUUCAGACGAAGCAUCACAAAAAAUGCAGUAUACAAGUGCAAAAAUGGAGGCAACUGUGAGAUGGACAUGUACAUGAGGAGAAAAUGCCAGGAGUGCCGUCUAAGGAAAUGCAAGCAAAUGGGCAUGUUGGCUGAAUGUAUGUAUACAGGUCUGUUAACAGAAAUACAAUGCAAGUCAAAAAGAUUACGGAAAAAUGUGAAACAGCCCCCAGAUCAGACGGUCAAUGAAGAUAAUGAAGGCCAUGACAUGAAACAAGUGACAUCUACAACUAAAAUAUACAGGGAGAAAGUAGAAUUUACCCCAGAACAGCAGAACCUUCUUGAUUACAUCAUGGAUUCAUACAGUAAACAGCAAAUACCACAGGAGGUGUCAAAAAAACUAUUACAAGAGGAAUUCAGUGCUGAAGGAAAUUUUCUGAUUUUAACAGAAAUGGCCACCAGUCACGUGCAGGUUCUUGUGGAAUUCACUAAAAAACUACCAGGCUUCCAAACCCUUGAUCAUGAAGACCAGAUUGCUUUGCUGAAGGGCUCAGCAGUAGAAGCUAUGUUCCUCCGUUCAGCUGAGAUCUUCAGUAGGAAACUUCCUACGGGACAUACUGUUCUUUUAGAAGAAAGAAUUCGUAAUAGUGGUAUCUCAGAUGAAUUCAUAACUCCCAUGUUUAAUUUUUAUAAAAGCAUUGGAGAGCUGAAGAUGACACAGGAAGAAUAUGCACUGCUCACAGCCAUAGUUAUCCUGUCUCCAGAUCGACAAUACAUAAAGGACAGAGAGUCUGUGGAGAGGCUUCAAGAACCACUGCUGGAUAUUCUACAAAAAUUCUGCAAACUUCACCACCCAGAUAACCCUCAACACUUUGCGUGUCUUCUGGGCCGUCUUACAGAAUUACGGACAUUUAACCAUCAUCACGCAGAGAUGCUGAUGUCAUGGAGAGUGAAUGAUCACAAAUUCACACCUCUUCUCUGUGAGAUCUGGGAUGUGCAGUGAUGGAGACUUUUUACUUCAUUUUAGGAAAAAUAUCUUUUUAAAGGACCGCAUAGCAUUUAUUUUCAUAGAAAAAUACCCCACAGUAUAUUAAAUGUUCUUUACUGCAUUUUUAUAGAAACAUGCCAUGGGUUCAUAAAAGUAAUUUUAUUCACUAUACACACAAUAUUGUAUAGCUAUCAGAUUUUUCACAAGUGAGUAUAAUUGUCUCUGUAUUUAUAUUUGCUGAUCAGAAAGAGUCCACCAGCUCCUCAGAGGAACCCUGUUAAUUCCUGCUGCAAUUAAGCUGAUUGCAGUUACAGUUUCUCUUGACAAAUGGGGAAAUGCAGGUUUCCAUUCACAUUUUUUUCAUUGCAGUGUUUUUGUGCUUGGCCUUCGUUAAAGAAUAUAUUCCAGAUAUUUAUGGUAAUAAAGCAGCUGAAAUGAUCAGUGCUAUAGUCAUUUGCUGUUCAGCUGUGAAAUGUGUUCAUGUAAGAUGUACAAGCUCUUAUCUCUUCAGAAGAUGAAAAAUUAUGUAAUGGAGAGAUGCCACACACACACACAACUUCUCAUGAUAUAAACAUGUAACUUCAUUUGCAUUAUUAUUUCAAAGUAAAAAUUAUACAGUA